This is a messenger RNA of Neospora caninum, 750 nucleotides long. RefSeq lists its product as hypothetical. The transcript is spliced from 4 exons. Gene Ontology annotation, molecular function: uridine phosphorylase activity. Gene Ontology annotation, cellular component: cytosol. Lineage: Eukaryota; Apicomplexa; Conoidasida; Eucoccidiorida; Sarcocystidae. Gene Ontology annotation, biological process: uridine catabolic process. The coding region runs from base 1 to 750 and encodes 249 amino acids. The record is from RefSeq and is a predicted model, not a curated record.
AUGCAGGGAAUGGAAGUUCAGCCUCACAUCAGGCUCCGCAAGGGCCAGGUGGAGCCGGUGGUUAUCGUGGUUGGGGACCCUGCGCGAACGGAGGAAGUCGCGAACAUGUGCGAGCAGAAGGAGGAGUUGGCGUACAACCGUGAAUAUCGAUCUUUCAGAGUCGUGUACGACGGCCAGCCCAUCACUGUGGUCUCUCACGGUAUUGGUUGCCCGGGCACUUCGAUUUGCUGCGAAGAAUUGAUCUACCUGGGUGCUAAGGUGAUCAUUCGCGCGGGAACUUGCGGAAGCUUGAAACCGACGCUGAAGCAAGGAGAUGUGUUCGUUCCCUUUGCGUCGGCACAAGAGACCGGUCUCAUCACGCACCUCUUGCCCGCGGGUUUCCCGUGCGUCGCCUCCCCACAUGUGUACCAAGCGCUGACAAACGCCGCGAAGGAAGCCAACAUCGAGGUCGCCUCCGGCGUUGGCCUUACACAGGACCAUUUCUACGCGGGCCCUAUCCAUGCAGCGAAUUGGGAAAUGUGGUCCAAGUGCUGCGAUACUAUCGACAUGGAAACUGGCGGUAUCUUCGGUCUUUGCCAAGCACGUGGCAUCCAAUCGGGCGCCAUCCUUGCUGUAGACGGGUCGCCACUCAAGUGGGACGAUGGUGACUAUGACGCAACCGGAGCGACGACGCUGGCUGGCAAACAGAAGAUGAUCAAGAUUGUUCUCAAGGCGUGCGCAAACCUUCGUCGUGAAUAUCCGGCAAACUAA